Molecule: messenger RNA, 1542 nt
Organism: Adineta ricciae
Lineage: Eukaryota; Metazoa; Rotifera; Eurotatoria; Adinetida; Adinetidae
Source: the annotation of a GenBank genome assembly
AUGAACCCGGCUAAUCUCAUUUCACCAUCAUCGGUGCACGUGGAUCGUCCAAUAACAUAUGAAAAUGUACCAAUACCCUCCAAAGCAUGCCGAGAUCGACUUGUUCGAACGCCAACAAUCAUUGCCAUGGCUGGCUUGCCGGCUCGAGGCAAAACAUACAUUUCACGUAAAUUGGCUCGUUAUCUUCAUUGGAUUGGAAUCAAAACAAAAGUGUUCAAUGUCGGUGAAUAUCGACGUGCUGUAACAGAACAUGCAUACAAAGACUUUUUCGAUCCGGAUAAUGCCGAAGCGGUCGCGAUCUUGAAUCAAUGUAUUCAACAAGCUCUCGACGAUGCUUGUCAGUAUCUGUCUGAAGAUGGCGAAGUAGCUAUAUUCGAUGCAACGAAUAUUUCACGCGAACGGCGUCGAUUCAUUCACAACUAUUGUACGCAGACACACAGUUUUCGUGUAUUUUUUGUUGAAUCAAUCUGUGAUUCACAAGAAAUCAUUGAGGCGAACAUCAAAGAAGUGAAAUUGAAGAGUCCGGACUAUAAAGAUCUUUCGCAGGAAGAAGCUGUUGCAGACUUUCUUUUGCGUAUUCAGCAAUAUGAAAAACGCUACGAACCAAUUGAUGAUAAAACCGACGAAAGAAAUUUCUCUUUUAUCAAAAUCUUCAAUUGCGGCGAACGUUUUCUCGUUCAUAAAAUUGCUGGGCAUAUUCAAAGUCGAGUUGUUUACUUUCUCAUGAAUAUUCAUGUGACACCACGCACAAUUUAUUUAACACGACAUGGUGAAUCGGAGCUGAAUGUUCAACAACGCAUCGGAGGGGAUUCACCAUUAUCGCCGCAAGGAAAAUCGUAUGCUGAUGCACUCGCAGAAUACAUGGCCAGUGAAAAUAUUCCUGAUCUCAUUGUUUGGACAAGUCAGAUGCAAAGAACGAUUCAGACAGCAGCAAAUAUCGAGGCACCGAAAGAACAAUGGAAAGCUCUGAACGAAAUCAAUGCGGGUAUAUGUGAAGGUUUGACAUAUAUGGAAAUAGCACAAAAGUUCCCGGAGGAAUUUUCUGCACGUGAUCAAGGCAAAUACUAUUACCGAUAUCCAGGCGGAGAGUCUUAUCAAGAUCUGGUUGCCCGGCUCGAGCCUGUUAUCAUGGAACUCGAACGCGCUGAGAAUGUUCUCGUUGUUUGUCAUCAAGCAGUUGCACGGUGCAUUCUCGCCUAUUUUCUGAACAAAGAUGCUGAGGAUCUUCCAUAUACAAAAGUGCCGUUACACACUGUUAUUAAAUUAACUCCCAUGGCGUAUGGUUGUUUAAUGGAAUGUAUCCCAUUAAAUAUUGAUGCUGUAAAUACUCAUCGCGAGAAACCCAAAAACUGUCGACCUGAUCGAACAUUAUCCGAAGCGCUAAAUGAAUUCCUUGAAGAGCCAGCUGAUACAAGCAAAGUACGAACAAAGAGCGAAAUUGUCUAUAAAAGCGAUGGAACAAAGAUAGAAACGAUCGACACUGACGGUAAUAUUCUCGAUGAUUAUGGUGGUGAUGCAACAAGUGAUCCAAGUUUUAUUUAA